Triticum turgidum subsp. durum (durum wheat) is the source of this 528-nucleotide messenger RNA. Lineage: Eukaryota; Viridiplantae; Streptophyta; Magnoliopsida; Poales; Poaceae. The record is from the annotation of a GenBank genome assembly.
AUGUCGUCGCUCGCCGUCGGCUGCGGGCUGGAGCGGGAGCUCUGGCUCGGGGGCCUCUUCACGGCGGCGGACCUGGCGGCCGCCGACCUGCUCCUGCAGCUCCGCUUGGGAGAGGCGGAGGCGGCCGCGUUCACGAUGACGUCCUCCUCGCAGCGCUCGGCGAGCUCGUGCUGCGAGGACCUCGCCGUCGACGCUGAGGAGGAGCCGAUCGUCAAGGAGACUGCCAUGUCUCUGGGGUCCAUGGACCUGGACUGGAGGACGAGGAAGAGCUCGGCGAACUCAUGCUGCAAGGACCUCGCCGUCGACGAGGAGGAAGAGCGGGUCGUCAAGGAGAGGGCGCUGCCGCUGGGGUCGAUGGAUCUGGAAAGGAGGGCAAGGAAGAGGUACCGCCUGCUGUCAGAGCUCUACGCCGCCACGAGACCGGCAAAGGCCGCCGCCCCUGCCGCGAAGAAGAAGAGGAAGAGGCGCCACGACGGCGGCGUGUCGGAGUCGGAGGAGGCGACGAGGUACGGAGACUACUCGGAGUAG